Messenger RNA from Fusarium redolens, 939 nucleotides. RefSeq names its product S-adenosyl-L-methionine-dependent methyltransferase. Lineage: Eukaryota; Fungi; Ascomycota; Sordariomycetes; Hypocreales; Nectriaceae. Bases 1 to 939 code for a protein of 312 amino acids. The transcript is spliced from 3 exons. The record is from RefSeq and is a predicted model, not a curated record.
AUGUCUACUGCAACCGUUAGUGCUGUGGCUGGUGCAGUCACGGCUUCGACGCCACUGGCGCCAUUCUCAGGCACAGAAGGAAGCUACAUGCUACCUCACCAUGCCCAGGAGAUUGAGAGGCUGCAUCGCCAACACCUCUUCAUGAAUACUACCACGGGUGGUCAAUUACUCGUAGUACCAGCCAUUCAGGAGAAGAAGUCCUUGCGUGUACUAGACUCGGGUGCUGCUGAUGGUUUCUGGCUACGGGACCUGCCACGCCAACUCCCAUCACACGAUCUGGAGCUCUAUGGAAUCGAUAUUGGAUCUGAUCUCUUCCCUGCACCAGAUGCGAAUGCAACUCACAAGGUAGAGCUUCGGAGCCAUGAUGUCAGAACUCCCUUUCCAUCUUCGUGGGAUUGGUCCUCGACAUUCGACGUCAUCAACCAGAGGCUCCUUAUCUGGGGUAUCCAGUCUGCCGAGUGGCCCCGUGUCAUCUCGAACCUGGUUUCAUCUCUCAAGCCUGGCGGUUAUAUACAGCUUGUCGAGGCUGAAUGGAUUGACCCCGAGAAUCUCGCAGACGAGGUGACCAGACCGCAGCUGAGGAAGCAAGCUGCUCUACAGGAGUGGUCUACCGCCAGCUUCGGCAUGGACAUCCAUAUUGCGUACAAGCUUGAGGGGCUCUUACGGGACGCUGGCUUAGAGGAUAUUCGCAAGGUUCAGUUCGAUCACGGUUAUGGAGCUCUGGCCAGAUCCCAGGAUCAGAGAAAUGUGUCCGCUGAGCUAUGGGUUGAGUGCUUCCGAACCUUGGAUGAGAAGAUACCUGAAGGUGGCAUUCCUGGGGUUGCGGCGGACGCCAGGGAGUUCCAUACGUUUCUCGAUGCUCUAGAGGUCGAGAUUAAGACUUACGGCUAUCAGCCCAAGCUCAACUAUGUGUAUGGACGGAAGCCCUUGGGCCAAUGA